AUGACGGUCGUGAGCGACCAUCAUUUGGACUCACACCCAGCAGAAGACCAGAAUGGGAGGACUGCAUCGCUCGUGACGGCCCCUACCUCGUCGGGCCAAGCACCAUCGUCUUCCGACAAUGCUGACGAUUUUCUCGCUCGGGCGCAGGCGCUGGGUCUUAGGCUCAGUCGCUCUGACUACGAACGCACACGAGCUGGCGUGACAGCUUUUUUGAAAGCCGAGCGAUUACCGCCUGCAUCUCCAUACAAGUCAGAGACGUCCGAUGAUAGGGCUUCUGGCUCUAUUGAGCAUGAGCAUGCGCGCGAUGUGGCACCGCAACUCGCUCGAUGGUUGCGUACCACAAGUGGACAGCUGAGCUUCUUCACGGCUGUCGUGCAUCCUACUCAGACAACGCAAACUAGUGAUGAGCACCGCACCAGACUGAGUCUCGACGAAGUCGGUAGUGCAGAAGAGAAGCGCCGUCGUCGAAUGCGGCGUCGUCGCUUGCUUGAAAAGCAUAUGCUUCAGGAAAGCGGUGCUCGGUCGCCCUCUGGCUCUGCCUCCAUAUCGGGAUCAGGCACAGCGCCCGUUCCCAUCGCUGGAUCUUCCGACGAUUCUGCGUCCAGAUCAAGAACUGGCUCUCCACAGAGGCCAGCUCGUGCAGGCUCGUCGUUCAGUCACGCACAACAGCACGCACACCAGCACCAGCACCAGCACGAGCCCCCUGUCUCACUGACCACCCAGCCGCUUGGACCUUCUCUGAACGAAGAUGGUCCGCGUGUGUCACCACCUGGCAGUCCGGAUGUGAAAAUUCUAAACCGCAUAGCUCGCGUUGAUCCUGCUGGAAAGCUGUGGCUUGCACCUCAAGAUCCGUCUCAUGAACUUUUGAGCGAAGACUCAUCUACACAUGCGUUUGACGAGCAGCAGAGUGUAGCUGAUACGUCUGAUGAUACUUCAUCCCAUGCUAUGCACAGUGGGGGGCAGCGCUCUUUCUCGCGCACGUCAUCUGGUACGACAGAGCAGUUGAAUGCGUGCAUGAAGAAUAUGAGUUUGUUGGACCGGAUUAUGAUGAGCAAGACCAGUCCACGUCGUAUGCGACGCGAAGCCAAAGCUCGCGAGCGGGAACGUACACAACAUGAAGCUAUCGCGGAAGCUAGUGGCGGUAAUCCAGGCGUAUCAAAUGUGCCAGGAUCGCACGAAGUAGAGCCGGCUCCCGACACCAGUCUGUCCAGCUGGGCCGACGUGUCGACAUUGGAUUCUCCUCCCUCCAAGUUACCGUGUACAUCUGAGCCGCAUCUUAUUGCUCCGACACCAACUACAUCAGCUGUAGCAUCCCGAGUGUCGCAUGCGCGGCAUACAAGUCUUUCAUCGUCCUCUUCGUCGUCGCUUCGUCGCUCGCACCAUCAUUUACAGACGCCUUCGCAUGAUCAUCGAUACGCCAGGGCAGACGCUCUUUGUGAAAUGUCGCCCGUCGUCUCCUUGACGCCUCUCUCUCGUUUCGAUCCCGGCACACAAAUCACUCCCAUGCGAUACUCACCUGGCGGUGGCGUUGACUACUCAUACUCUCGCUCGACGCUUGCAUUUUCUCCGCAUAUGCUCACGCCUUGGACGCACCAAGGUCGUCUCAUGUCCAAUGCAGGCUUGUCGAAUGUACCAAGCUCUCCAUUCGUUUCAGGUGAAUGGAGUUCCGCACAACCCAUGAUGUCAUCGUCUACAGCUACUCUCCGUGGCAACUUUGCCUUCUCGUCGACACCGCUGUCGCAUCUGCCCUCACAUGAUCCAGAUCUUAGUGUGCCUUUCGCGUCGUCUCCCUCGCGCCUGCAGUGUAUCGAGUCAUUCCCUGGUCGUUCGCCGCAAGGGCGCGACAUGAUGAUCUCACCGACAAGAAAGGCCCUCGUGUUGAGUCCUUUGGCCAGUAAGGGCCAUUCUCGUCCUGCUUCGCGCUCCCCAUUGGCCCGCAGGGCCAGUCCCACGACUCCCAUACCAGCUGCGAGCAGUUUGUCCCCUCUAUGGAGGCAGCUGUCUUCUAUGGAUGAGCGCUCACCGCGUCGGCGUACAGACACGAUCCGUCCCACUGAUGUUUUUAGCUCAGCAGUGCCUUCUAUGGCACAAUCGUCUGAGCCCUCCGGAUCAUCGCCCGCCAUCGUCUCAACAAGCACCCCUGUCAAGGCCCCACUCGAACGUUCCAGGUCGUCUCAGGCUGGAAUCGGAGCCGUAGUGACAGCCACAGUGCAAGCAUCACAGACGUCCGAGGCAUCGGACGCUUCCUUCCCUCAUAAUGAAUCCCCCAAAGCUGGCUCCGAUGAUGUGGCGGAUAUAUCGCAGGCUUCAGCCUCAUCUCCUGAACUGCGUACGCGGCAUGGCCUUCCUCGAGUACGACUUCCUCGGAGGAAGAGUGCUAGUUCUCGCUCGUCUACCGCUGCUUCGUCCAUGACACCGAUGCAUAGUGACGACGUAUUUGCGAAAGAUCGCACACCCAUGGAAGCUUCAUUCAAUGACGUGUUCUAUGAAGCUGUCUCAACAUCUGACCCCAGUAAGACAGAAUGGGACCUGCCUGAUGGUCGACGAAUCGUCAAGCUCGUGUCCGAAGAAUUGCAAGCUGCGCUGGACUCUGGGUCACUCAAGCAAGAGCCUAAGCCGCGCUACUUUUGCUUGCCGCCUGGUUAUGGCAAGUCGAGAACAAAGCCGUCGUCGGUAUCGUAUGCAGGGCUUAUUGGCCAAGCAAUUCUGUCAUCGUCGGAUGGACGUCUCAGUCUUGCGGAGAUUUACUUGUGGAUCAGCUCUGUGUACCCGUAUUAUGAGCGCGGCGACCGUGGAUGGCAAAACAGUAUUCGGCAUAAUCUAAGUCUGAAUAAAAGUUUCGUAAAGCUUGAGCGUGAACUGACCAUGCCUGGUAAGGGUGGCUGGUGGGCUAUUCAGCCUGGUCAUGAACACAGAUUCCAGCAAGGAAUGUAUCUUGCACAUGGAGGCCGAUUGGACACGGCCCCGACCCGCUCGUUCCGGCCCAGUCCUUCUGUUACUCUGUCAGACAUGGUGGAGGACAGCAACCGAAAGAAGCGUCUGCCAUUGGCACCCUGUGACACGAAUGUAAUGUCGUCAACCAAUACUAGAGACACGCCUAGACUUCCGACGGUGAAGCGACCCAAAACGGCACGUCCAACGAAAUUUAUUCCCACACGCUCGGGUGCGGAAGCUCAGCAACAGAUGCAACAACAGCCGCAGCAGCAACGCUCGGCUUCCGAGACCUCUUUUGUCAUGCGAGAUGGCAUGCAUACGCCUCUCGCUACGAGUCCCGCAAAUGAAAAGCUUGAUGCGGAUAGUUUCGAUACAUCUACGUCACGCUCGUUGCUCGCUACGCCGGGCAAUCCAGCUGCAACGGCCCCUCUGAUGUCUGUUUCGCAUGCGUUCCGAUCCAGUCCGUCCAUGCAGAUCCGUCACGCACCUAUGGCGCCGCCAAUGCCACUCAUGGGAAUGCCUACUGUCUCUAAUGCGCCAAACGAUCUGUAUGCUCGCACGUUUACAAACAUGCCCGAUUGUGGAAUGAUGUACAUGAAUCAAGAGAUGCCCUACGGCGAGUAUCCUGUCCCUAUGACGUCGUCACCUCAGAAACAAGCUCACUUUCAUCCUACUACCCUAAGUCAGCCGCCACCUAUGACUCCGAUGCACAUGCACAGUAUGCAACCACCUUUCACUCAUCUUCAAGCUCAUGUCCCCGUUGUUCCCGCUGGCUACACCCGGUACGUGCCUGACCAAGGUGGUGGUGGCAUUCCAUCAUCAUGGCCGGACGCCUUGCAAAUGGGUUUGAAAGGUGACGCAACUUGGUAA
This is a messenger RNA of Malassezia globosa CBS 7966, 3804 nucleotides long. RefSeq lists its product as uncharacterized. Lineage: Eukaryota; Fungi; Basidiomycota; Malasseziomycetes; Malasseziales; Malasseziaceae. Gene Ontology annotation, biological process: anatomical structure morphogenesis; cell differentiation; regulation of transcription by RNA polymerase II. The transcript has a single exon. The record is from RefSeq and is a predicted model, not a curated record. Gene Ontology annotation, molecular function: DNA-binding transcription factor activity, RNA polymerase II-specific; RNA polymerase II cis-regulatory region sequence-specific DNA binding. Bases 1 to 3804 code for a protein of 1267 amino acids.